Messenger RNA from Syngnathoides biaculeatus (alligator pipefish), 1540 nucleotides. RefSeq names its product kazal-type serine protease inhibitor domain-containing protein 1-like. Gene Ontology annotation, biological process: regulation of signal transduction; regulation of cell growth. The transcript has 4 exons. The record is from RefSeq and is a predicted model, not a curated record. NCBI's taxonomy places the organism in Eukaryota, Metazoa, Chordata, Actinopteri, Syngnathiformes, Syngnathidae. The coding region runs from base 466 to 1353 and encodes 295 amino acids. Gene Ontology annotation, molecular function: insulin-like growth factor binding. Gene Ontology annotation, cellular component: extracellular region.
CAACCUACCAUUUGCGCUAUUUGCGGACACCGCAGGAGUCCCAAAGAGGUUUUCACCAGCAACCCGCACUGUCACACUUUGGAAAGUUUGAAGAAAGAUGAAGAAGGAAGGAAGCAUUAGUUCCGGAAUCCCGGAAUGGUCCUGCUUUGCUUCAGACUUCCCCUCCAGGUGGUAUCCAGACCUUCACAGAGAAGCAGCCGUGGUGUGUGCAGCCAGCACGUGAGCCGGAGUCGCCCAGAACACAAAGUCCACGAGGGUCUUCGCAGCUUCGGAUUGUUCAUCCUGCUUUCUUUUUGAAAAGACGAGAAAUGAGAGCCAAAGUUAACUUCCGGUCAGACUUUUACUCUGGAGGAACAAAGCGGAAGUGCUCGUGUUAUUGCCGUUCCGAAGCAGCACGAGCGUUCGGAAAAGCGAUUUCUUUAUUUCUGUUGUCGUAGAGGGCCACUUUACGCCUGACGGGCAGUCAUGCCUCUAACAGUUCUGCUCGCGCUUCUGGUUUUGCUUCCCAACCCGCGACCGUGCCGGCCUCUCGACGACCGGGCGGCGGACUGCGGACCGUGCCAAAUGGGCUUGUGUCCGGCGCCGCUCGGCUGCCGGGCCGGGGCGGUCCCGGACCGCUGCGGCUGCUGCUCGGAGUGCGCCAACCUGGAGGGGCAAGCGUGCGACCCGGGAGGCGAUAACGUCCUCUUUGGACUCUGCGGAGACGGCCUGCGGUGUCAGGCGGACCCGCGCUCCGUCGGACGAGGUGUGGAGAAUCGAGACCGGGAAGAUGAGGAGGAGGAGGAAGGAGAAGAGCAAGUGUGCGUUUGCGAGGAGCGCGAGGCGCUUUGCGGAAGUGACGGGGUGACCUAUGCAAACGUGUGCCACUUCAAAGAGGCCGCCUUCUCGGACCCCACGCUGCGCGCCAGGGGGCGGGGACCCUGCAGGACUGUUCCGGUGAUCAAAGUGGGCCCGAAAAGCCAAGUGAACGCCAGCGGCAGCCAUCUCGUCUUCCUGUGCGAGGUGUUCGCCUUCCCGAUGGCGGUGGUGGAAUGGCGCAAGGGCGACGGCGACGGCGGCGGCGAUGGCGGUGGCGGCGGCGGCGACGACGACGACGACAACCUCGUCCUGCCUGGAGACGACCCCCACAUCUCCGUGCAGAGUCGCGGCGGACCUCUGCGCUUUGAGCUCUCCAGUUGGCUGCAGAUCGAAGGGGCGGAGCCCGGAGACUCGGGCACCUAUCGCUGCGUGGCCCGCAACAGCUUAGGCUCCACCUCCGCCGCGGCAGCGUUGGGCGUCCUGCGUGCGGAGGAGCUGUCGUCCUACUUGGCCAAUCGCGCGAGCGACGCCCGCCGCCGCCGCCGCCUCCGCUGAUGACGACGGCGGCGUAACUUCCUGUGUGCCGCCGCCAUUUUGUGGUUGACGAUGGCUUUUUGUAUUGAGCGCCGUUUUCCUCGAGCUGCGAAUGUUUCCGUCAGUCUUAAUGUUGAGGAACGCGAUCGGUCGUCUUCUGCGUCCGAUGGCGGCGACUCGAAAUCAAAUAAAGCGGUCCCGUCAAACA